Lecanosticta acicola is the source of this 2205-nucleotide messenger RNA. Lineage: Eukaryota; Fungi; Ascomycota; Dothideomycetes; Mycosphaerellales; Mycosphaerellaceae. The record is from the annotation of a GenBank genome assembly.
AUGGCUGGUCACAUAUAUCAUGACCACGAGCCGACGUUGCAGGAUGCCAUGAGCACGAUCGCCCGACAAGCGAUCCGCAUCUCUCAACUCGAAGCAAACAAUGCAGCUCUUCGCGCGCAAUUGGAGUCAACAGCACAAGCCUAUGGAUCCUCAAGAUCGCAGGUCAAUGAUCCGCCUGCUUAUACGCCUGCUCCUGGAUCUGCCUCGAGGAAUAUGACAGAUGACAACCAGGGACAAGAAAUAUCCGGAAAGACUGGAGGAUCGGCAGACUUGAUGGCCCAGCACGAAGAAUUGAAGGCAAGACAUAGUCGGCUGGAAUCCGAGCACGCAGAGUGCGGGCCAAGGAUCGAAAAGUAUCGCGAGAAGGCACGGGAGGCGAAACGACGUUGCCAAGAGUGGAAGGACUGGCGAGAGAAGAGAAUAAAGGAAGGGAAGAUCCAAGACGAAAAUGGUCUUCAUCUAACGCCACAGGAAGGCUCUAGGAUCGACACUCCUGGACGUGUGGCUGCUCAUGCAGUCGCUCCUGCAGCAGGGAUGGAAGAGACCGCGGCUGGGACUGAUAUAGUCUCGAGUAGAGCAGCGACGGCUGCCAUCUCGUCCGAUCUACCUUCGAGUCCACCUAAAUCGUCCUCUGUUGCUGCUCUACCGAGGGUGACAUCAAGCCAGACGACUGCAGACGAUGUUUCAGAACCCAAUCGGAGCUUCGCGGGCCCUAAGAGCUUCCAGAGUAGUGAUCCUGUGGUCGUUUCUGCUCGAGCCGUGAAACGCAAAGCUGCUGCUGCUCCCACCAGCGAACUAUCAGCGCAGCGUGUCAAAAUUAAGGAGGAGCCAAAUUCGCCAGGAACAGCAAUUGAAUUGAGAUCUGAUGAUUACAGUAGCCCAAGGAGAAAUUCUCGACGGCUUUUCAGUACAGAAACCACAGAUCUAGAUGCUAGCGGACCCCAUAUGAUCACACCUCGCCGACGAGACUUCCCCAUCAAUCGGGGUCCGAGGGCCACUUCUGAGGAAGCUGUACGAGCUGCUCCGCGCCUGACAAGGGCGGUGUCUUCUUACUCCGAUGGCGAUCUGGCUUCUGAGAUAGGUGUACAAUCAGAUCUCAAGAUGGAGUUACCUUCCACUUCCCGACAGAUUGAUAUCGGACGGAGUGAACUUGAGCCUGUUAAACGUUUACAAGGGCAACAAAACAGAUGGUCUGACAGCGCUCUACAGCCUCUUGAAAUCAAUGUUCCGAAUCGGCCGCGCAGACAUAAUCAUUGGUCCGCCAGCAAAUCAAAAAGAAGGCGAACAGGCUCUAAGGGACACAUUGCAUUACUUUCUGAAGGCGGAGAUGAAGAAAGCCAAAGCGCACCUAAUCACGACGAGAGACACGAGACAGCGACUGAGGAUGCAACGGAUGGCCGGCGUCUCGACGAUCUGCUUAACAAGCGUUCGCCGGAAAAGACGCCUACGUUCGUUCGCCAGCCUUUAGAGAAAAGGAUAGACGGAGCAAAACUUGGGAAGUUUCCGCACCUACCCACUCCCAUCUCGGCUGUGAAGCAACCUCCAAACAGCGCAAAGCCGAAGGUCAAAGCGAUGCUGCCCUGGAUCCUGGCGACACCUGUAUCUGCAGCGAAGCGGCCUUCUCCUGUCAAAAGAAAAAGCCUGGCCAAGCAACCUGUUGACCAAGGGGAGCACCCGCCUGGUGUUGAGCCCGAUCAUGAGCCUCUCCGAAUCCGCGGGCUCGAUCGCUUAGGUCUCGAUGAUUUCAAAAUCAAUCCCAGGUACAUGGGGACAGACUUUGCGUUUGCUGACACGCUCCGUAAAAGAGAUGAGCGGAGGCAUCUGAUUGCUUCCAACCAGCCUGAACUUGACAAAGCCAUAGCGAUGGGCGAUGCUGCCUCGAUGUCGGGCAAGACGGAUGCUCAAGCGCUGGCUACCUUUCUUGGAUCGGGUUGGGAGGAUGUAAUGGGAGGCUACGGGCCCGCUCAACGCAAGGACAUUGUUGCGCAGGCGCAUGUGCAUUGCUUCACAAUGCAACAUGGCAAGCAGCGUCAGGCAUUUCAGCGCCGAAGUACACCGCCUGGUUUUUGGGAGACGGGAUUUCCGACGACUCAAGAAUCGGCACAGAAUCGUGCCAGAGCUCACGAGAUGGAACGGCAACAAGUGGCCGAGAGAUGGAGAGAAGCCAUGCGCGAGAAUGGGAGAUGGAUGUUUCGAGACGAGUAG